AUGAUGAUGACAAUGUUUACAGGUCGCAUACUUUAUGAUAUCCCGUGCAAAGUAUGCCAAGAUCAUUCAUCGGGUAAACACUAUGGUAUAUUUGCUUGCGAUGGAUGUGCCGGAUUUUUUAAAAGGUCCAUUAGAAGGAGCAGGCAAUACCUUUGCAAAGCCAAAUCGGAGGGAAGUUGCACCGUCGAUAAAACGCACAGGAAUCAAUGUAGAGCAUGCAGGUUGAAAAAGUGUGUGGAAGCGGGAAUGAAUAAAGAUGCUGUUCAACACGAAAGAGGACCCAGGAAUUCGACCCUACGUCGUCAAAUGGCUUUUUAUUUUAAAGAGCCUUGCGACACAACAUCUGACAUCGGAUGCGGGCCCUCUGUUAGUCCUAUUCUACAGCAUUCUCAAACUCACGUACUUGACUUGGCUUUACCGAAAAUUCCCACGAGCGUGUCACCGCGAUCGGAAUCAAACGGAUCACCACUUAUGCAACCAACGAUGGCUGCUGCCUUUUUAUUCGGACAAACACUUAUUCCUAAGUUGACGCCAAAUUUUACCCUAACAAACGCCAUACCUUUGGGUUCCGUUGAGGCCUUAUGUGAAUCGGCAGCGAGAUUAUUGUUCAUGAAUGUCACGUGGGCAAAAAAUGUACCCGCGUUCACUAGGCUUAAUUAUAAAGAUCAGCUUCUUUUACUCGAAGAAAGUUGGCGUGAAUUAUUUGUAUUAAGUGCAUCGCAAUUUAUGUUACCAUUAGAAUUGGUAGAUCUUUUAACGGCUCACACGACGGUUACUGCCAAUUCGGAAAAAGCUUUGACGAUAGCACAGGAAGUCAAACAAUUUCAAGAAACUUUAAUAAAAUUCAAACAACUUCACGUGGAUAUACACGAAUACGCGUGUUUAAGAGCAAUCGUCCUAUUCAAAACUUCUUUUGAUCCGAGUAAUAACACCGUCACGUCGAGUACGGCACCGUCGUCAAGUGGAGAAGGGAAAACUCUUCACGAUUUGGCAGAAGUGGCAGCCGUUCAAGAUCACACGCAACUCACCCUUAACAAAUACAUAUCUGCGGCACAUCCGACGCAACCUUUUCGAUUCGGAAAAUUAUUAUUACUUUUACCAAGUCUUAGAUCUGUAUCGAAUAAUACCAUAGAAGAACUUUUUUUUAGGCGAACGAUCGGUAACAUUCCCAUCGAAAGGAUAAUAUGUGAUAUGUACAAAGCGAGCGACUGA
Molecule: messenger RNA, 1212 nt
Organism: Pediculus humanus corporis (human body louse)
Lineage: Eukaryota; Metazoa; Arthropoda; Insecta; Psocodea; Pediculidae
Product: Orphan nuclear receptor NR2E1, putative
Exons: 5
Coding region: 1-1212 (403 amino acids)
Biological process (GO): cell differentiation; anatomical structure development; positive regulation of transcription by RNA polymerase II
Molecular function (GO): RNA polymerase II cis-regulatory region sequence-specific DNA binding; zinc ion binding; nuclear receptor activity
Source: RefSeq, a predicted model, not a curated record